ACUUCCAGACGGCUAAAGCGGCUCUGAGCGCCGCCACGGCUCAGGCGGCGGCUCAGGCGGCGCUCAGCGUGAAGGAUUUCGCCCAGAAGAGUUUCCGUCUGUCCAUGGACAUCAAGCUGAAGGCGCCGCUCAUCAUCGUGCCCCAGAACUCCAGCUCCCAGCAUGCACUGGUGAUGGACCUGGGUCUGAUCACGGUGGGGAACAGCUUCUCGCUAAUGCCCGCCGACGGCUGCCCACUGCCCGCCGUGCUGGAGAAGAUGGAGGUCCAGCUGACGCAGCUCAAACUGUCCCGGACGACGCUUCAGCCAGGCUCCUCCCACAUUGAGAUCCUGCAGCCAAUCAACGUCGAGUUGCUCGUCACCAGAAACAUGGCCGCCUCCUGGUUCACUAAGAUCCCGGGGGUCCAAGUCCAGGGAAUCCUACGUUCCCUGAAGAUGAGUCUGGGUGAGGAAGACCUCGGGGUGCUGAUGAAGAUCCUGGUGGAGAACAUCGGGGAAGGAAGUAAAACACACAGCGUUGACGCCAAAACACAGGUGGCUCAAGAGAGGGCGGGGCAUCCUGAGCAGCAGGUGGAGCUGUCGUCCAAUCAGACAGGGUCUGACAGCGCCUCGCAUGCCACCAAUGGCGCUCUGACAGAGAACACCGUCAACGUCCUGCUGAACUUCGAAAUCAAAGAGGUUCUGCUGACGCUGAAGAAGCAGGAAGUGGCCUUCCUGGUGUUCCAGGCGGCUCAGCUGGGCAUCAACACCAAAGUGAGGAGGUUUGACACGGUGGCAACAACCUUCAUCAACCAGAUCUCCCUGAGCUGCCCAGAGUUCAAAGAUUCAAGCGGCGCCGCGUUGUGUCUCAUCAGCUCCUCGGGGUCCGGAUCGGAGCUGCUCAAAGUGCAGUACUUCAAGGCGGACCGCUCCGGACCGAACUUCUCCAGCGUUUACAAAAACACGGAGCAGAUGAUCAACGUGGUCUUCAGUUCUCUGGACCUGAUGCUCCACUCCGAGGCUCUGCUGUCAGCCAUCGACUUCCUGUCAGCGACGCUAUCCUCCGGCAGGAAGUCGUCUCCAGAGAGAGACAUCAGGAUGAAGACGGACGACAAGACGCCGUCCGCCAAGUCCACCACCCUGGUCUCACCGGCAGGAAGUGACAUCAUCGACCUGAAGGUCACGAUGACGCUGGGAGCCUUUAAUGUGCUGGUGUGCGACCAGAGCUGCGACAUGGCCCACAUUAAGAUCCAAGGUCUGAAUGGCUCUCUGCUGAUGCAGGGACCCCAGACUCAUAUCUCCGCCAGGCUGAAGGACUUCAUCGUCCUCAACGUGGACCCACACAGCUUCCACAAGAAGGCGAUCUCCAUCGUGGGGGACGAGGUCUUCAGCUUCUCUUUGAGUCUGACUCCAAACGCCACGGAGGGUCCGGGAUACGCCGACACCUCGAAGACAGAUGGCCGACUGAAACUGAGCGUGGGCUGCAUUCAGAUGGUCUACCUGCACAAGUUCAUCAUGUCCCUGCUGAACUUCUCCAACAACUUCCAGACGGCUAAAGCGGCUCUGAGCGCCGCCACGGCUCAGGCGGCGGCUCAGGCGGCGCUCAGCGUGAAGGACUUCGCCCAUAAGAGUUUCCGUCUGUCCAUGGACAUCAAGCUGAAGGCGCCGCUCAUCAUCGUGCCCCAGAACUCCAUCUCCCAGCAUGCACUGGUGAUGGACCUGGGUCUGAUCACGGUGGGGAACAGCUUCUCGCUAAUGCCCGCCGACGGCUGCCCACUGCCCGCCGUGCUGGAGAAGAUGGAGGUCCAGCUGACGCAGCUCAAACUGUCCCGGACCUGUCUGGACCCAGACUCGGACCCGGCGGCGGGGGGGGGGCCUGGCAUCGAGCUGCUGGAGCCGGUGAACCUGCAGCUGAUGGUCCGGAGGAACUUGUCGGCGACCUGGUACAAAAAGAUGGUGGCAGUGGAGGUGGAUGGAGACCUGAAGCCCAUGAAGGUGGAGCUGAGUCAGGAGGACCUGAAGGUUCUGCUGAGGAUCCUGACGGAGAACCUGGGAGAGGCCGGUGGUCCGGAGAACCCCGACCCUCGACCGGAGGCCGUCGGGCAGCUGGGAGCAGGCCCCCCCGCAGCUGAGCCAGUGGCUGAGACUGGUGGGGAAGACCAGGAGGAUCUGGAGAACCUCAGGUUCAACCUGAACAUCGAGUCUCUGGGUCUGGUCCUGUACAGCAACGACCCGAAACAGCCGCUGGCCCUGCAGCACCAGCAGGAGCUCCGGCUGGGCGAGCUGGCCCUGCACCAGCUGCGGGUCUCGGGGAGGAUCCGGAGCAGCGACGGCCUGGAGGUGACGGCGGUGCUGAGCGGCUGCACCCUGGACGACCUGAGGACCGGCAUGGAGAGAGCAUCGUCACGGAUGGUGGGCCGCAGAGACGAGGACAGCGCUGAGGCGAUGAUCGAUGUGACGUACCGGCAGAGCGCCGCAGAGCGGGAGGUGGUGUUCGUCCUGCAGAGACUCUACCUGUGUGCCAGCGUUGAGUUCCUGAUGGCCGUCGCUGACUUCUUCCUGCAGGCGCUUCCUCAGACACCGAACACUGCAGCCAGCGACAGACUACCCCUCAAACAGACCGCCAAGCCUCGAGCCCACACCAACACCGCCUCUCCCGUCAGGACUCGUCUUCGGGCGGUGGUUCUGGACCCGGAGGUGGUGUUUGUUGCCAGCCUGAUGAAGGCCGAUGCCCCCGCCCUCGUGGCGUCGUUCCAGUGCGACUUCAGCCUGCAGCUGGAGGAGGACGGACGGCAAGACAUGAGGGCCAAUCUGAGGGAGCUCCGAGUGCUGGCCUGCCCCUUCAUCAGGGACCAGGAGGACGCCGCCGUCACCACCGUAUUGAGACCCUGCUCGGUCACCUUGGAGACCAAAACAGUGCCCAACCAACCGCUGAGCGGCUGUGUGACGGUGGAGGAAGUCGUCCUAAAGAUCUCCCCGUUCAUCCUGAACACGGUGAUGACGAUCACGGCGGCCAUGACGGCGCGGCAGCGUGUUGAUGAUGACGGCGCGGCGCCGCAGGAGGUCGGGGACCUUUGGUCGGUCCGGAACAUCUACGGCUGUAACUUCUGGUUCCUGGGAGUGGACUCGGCCAGCGAGGCAACGGAGAGCCUCAGGGAUCUAGACCAGGGCCGGCAGGGAGAGAGCUUCAGCGCCGAGGUCAAGGUUGUACAGGUGACUCUGGAGUCCGGUUUCGGACACCGGACCGUCCCCCUUCUGCUCGCCGAGUCCUCCUUCAGCGGCUCGGCCAAGAACUGGUCCUCCCUGCUGCAGCUGAGAGCCGACAUGACGCUGGAGGUGAACUACUUCAAUGAGAUCCACGCAGUGUGGGAGCCGCUGAUCGAGCGCGUGGACGGAGGCAGACGCAGGUGGACUCUGGAGCUGGAGAUGAAGAACAACCCGCUGCAGGACAGGAGUCCGGUCCACGGAGACGAUUUCGUCAUCCUGCCCGAACCUCGCCUGGCCGUCAGUGUUUCCUCCAAAGACACCCUGAACGUCACGGUGUCCCAGAGCAGCCUGAGCGUCCUGCAGAACCUGGCCAAGGCAUUCUCAGAGGGCGCCUCCUCCUCCUUCGACCCCUCCCUGAAGGAGAAGGCCCCCUUCACCCUCAAGAACUCCCUGGGGAUCCCCCUCAUGGUGCAGCACAGCCCCUCCCUGAGGCCCCGGGGCCCCCCAGGCCAGGGGAGGCUCCAGGAGCUGCCGGUGGACCAGAGUCUGGACCUGGAGCUGUCCAUGAUCCGGACCUCGUCCCGGGGGAAGCUGUCGGCUCUGCAGAGGCAGGAGAGCUCUCUGUUCAGCCUCUCCAUCGUGCCCUCUGGAUUCAGCGAGAUCUCGAACAUCGCUGUGGACAAACCGGGUCGCCGUCUCUACAACGUCCGCGGUCCUUCUCUGCAGGAGGCCGUGUCCGUGCUGCUGCAGAUCGACGCCGCCGACGGAAACAAGGUCAUCACGGUCCGCUCGCCGCUGCAGAUCAGGAAUCACUUCUCGGUGCCGUUCACCGUCCUGAAGUUCUGUCCCACCUCCAGGAGCCUGAAGAGCGUCGGACAGGCGGAACCAGAGAGAGAGUUCCACAUCGACCUGGAGACAUACAGGUGUCAGCUGUUUGUGGCCCCCGCCGGCCCCCUCUCCUCUCAGUACGGCCCCUCCUCCUCCUGCGUCUGCUGGAAGGAGCAGAUCCACCGCAGCCUUGAGGUCUCCUCUCUGCUCCAGUGCCCCUCUCUGGACGGCAGCCUGCCUCUGAUGGUGGUGGCCGUGGCUCUGCCUGACGACCUGCAGCACAUCAGUAGCCACGGGGAGGAGGACUGGGACCCCGCCUACAUCCUGCACCUGCACCCUGGGGCCACCCUGAGGAACCUGCUGCCCUUCAGAGUGCGCUACAUGAUGGAGAACUCUGCAGACUCCUACGAGCUCCCUGCAGGCAGCACCGCGGACCUCCUGAACGCUCGGGUCUCCGGGGAGAUCCUGUCUCUGGUUCUGAUGAGCUACCAGGGCCGCGACUGGCACGGACACAUCCGGAUCCUCCAGGAAGCUCCCGAGUUCUUCUCUGUGGUUCUGGCCUGCGACUCGGACAGCAGCGUGACGGUGGACCUGAGCGUGCACGUGAACAGAACCUCAGGCCGCCUGCUGCUGGCGCUCUUCAGCCCGUACUGGAUCAUCAACAAGACCUCCAGGGUUCUGCAGUACCGGGCCGAGAACUUGACCGUCAAACACCCCGCGGAACACCAGGACAUUGUGCUGUUCUCCUUCAGGAAGAAGAACUUCUUCAGCAAGAGCAAGCUCCAGCUGAGCGUGUCCACCAGCUCGUGGUCCGAGGCCUUCUCUCCAGACGCAGUGGGAAGUUAUGGAUGCGUCCGCUGCCCCGCCAGCAACAUGGACUUCCUGGUGGGCGUCAGCAUCCAGAUGAGCAGCACUAACCUGACGCGGAUCGUCACCAUGAGUCCGUUCUUCACUCUGCUCAACAAGUCCUCCUACGAGCUGGAGGUCGGGGAGCUCUGCAGCCCGACGUCCACCAGGUGGCACUACAUCGCCUCCAGCGAGGACGAUGUGGGCCAGUUCUCCUACGACAGCCGGUCUCAGGUCCAUUGGGUUUCGUUCCUCGACGGACGGCAGCGGGUUCUCCUUUUCACCGAAGAUGUUGCCGUCGUGACGAAGGCUCGGCAGGCGGAGGAGCUGGAGCAGUUCGAACAGGAAGUGAAGGUUUCUCUGCAGAACCUCGGACUCUCAUUGGUCAACAACAGAGGGAGGCAGGAGGUCGCUUACAUCGGCAUCACCAGCUCAGGUGUGGUGUGGGAGAUGAAGCCAAAGAGCCGCUGGAAGCCCUUCAGCCAGAAGAACAUCAACCUGCUGGAGGAGGCGUUUCAGAAGCAGCGCAGCGGCUGGGUCACUCUGGAGACUCACCUGGAGGUGGACCUGGGCAGAGCCACCAUGAUGAUGAGGAAGCCCAUUUCCUGCCAGGUGAGGAGGAACUUCCUGUCUGGGAUCCAGGUCGAGUUCAAGCAGUCGCAGCACCAGCGCUGUCUGAGGGCCCAACUGCACUGGCUGCAGGUGGACAACCAGCUGCCCGGCGCCAUCUUCCCGAUCGUCUUCCAUCCCGUUCCUCCGCCCAAAUCCAUCGCUCUGGACUCAGAGCCGAAGCCCUUCAUCGAAGUGUCCGUAAUCACGAGGUUCAACCGGCACAGCAACGUCAUGCAGAUCAAGUACUUCAUGGCUCUGGUUCAGGAAAUGGCAGUGAAGAUCGAUCAGGGUUUCCUGUCGGCCAUCGUGGCUCUGUUCACCCCCGCUGCUGAGCUUCAUGCCGAGCGGCAGAAGGCCGGGCUGCUGGAUAAAGACCUGAAGAAGCUUCAGACGGAGCUGAUGGAGACUUCUCUCUCCGACCAGUCCACUCUCAGCUUCUUCCAACACUUCCACAUCUCCCCCAUCAAGCUGCACCUGAGUCUGUCUAUGGGCUCCUCCGGCUCAGAGGAGUCUCCCGAGGCGAUGCAAAGUCUGAACCUGCUGCUGCAGAGCAUCGGAGCCACGCUGACUGACGUGGACGACAUCGUCUUCAAGCUGGCCUUCUUCGAGGUGAAGUACCAGUUUUAUCGCAGAGAGAAGCUGAUGUGGGCGGUGGUCCGACAUUACAGCGAGCAGUUCCUGAAGCAGAUGUAUGUUCUGGUUUUGGGUCUGGACGUCCUGGGGAACCCGUUCGGACUGAUCCGAGGUCUGUCCGAGGGCGUGGAGGCCUUUUUCUAUGAGCCUUUCCAGGGAGCCGUCCAGGGCCCGGAGGAGUUCGCUGAGGGCUUCGCCAUCGGGGUCCGCACCCUGCUGGGAAACACCGUCGGGGGCGCUGCAGGGGUCGUCUCCAGGAUCACAGGCUCGGUGGGGAAAGGUCUGGCCGCCAUCACCAUGGAUAAAGAGUUCCAACAGAAGCGCCGCGAGGAGAUGAACCGCCAGCCCCGAGACUUCGGAGAGAGUCUGGCCAAAGGAGGGAAAGGACUGCUGAAGGGCGUCCUGGGGGGAGUUACAGGAAUCGUCACCAAACCUGUGGAGGGGGCCAGGAAGGAGGGUGCGGCCGGCUUCUUUAAGGGCAUCGGGAAGGGUCUGGUGGGCGUGGUGGCCCGGCCCACCGGGGGCAUCGUGGACAUGGCCAGCAGCACCUUCCACGGCAUCCAGAGAGCUGCAGAGUCCACAGAGGAGGUCUCCAGGCUGCGUCCUGUUCGUCUGAUCCAGGAGGACGGGAUCAUUCGGCCGUACGACCUGACGGAGGCUCAGGGCUUCGACCUCUUCCAGCGCUCUCAGAUCAAGCAGCUGGACGGGGAGGUGUUCAGGGAUCACUGUCCGUACCCCGGACAGAAGAAGACCUCCAUCAUCAUCACCAACAGGAGGGUGCUGUGUGUGAAGCAGGUUGACUUCCUGGGUCACUUUAACAGAGAGUGGGAGUGUCUGUUUGAGAACUUCUACAGACCGCCAUCUUUAGAGGGAACACAGCUCAACAUCUACUGCAAGGAUCAGAAGGGGGGGUUUCAGAGAGACAGUCAGCCGGUGAGGCGUCUCCAGCUCAGAGACUCUGACAGCGCUCAGAAGCUGCAGACUGUGAUCUCCGAGGCUCAGGUGAGGCAGCGGCAGCACAGCAUGAAGAGGCAGAAAUCACAGCGCUUCCUGCCAGUCAAGCAGUGACAUCACUUCCUGUUUACACCGAGACAUCACUUCCUGUUUACACACCAUCCCGAUCACAAACACUGAAUCUGAAGAUGUAAACAUGAUGUCUGCAGGCUCACUGUCAGGGUUCAUAUGGUUUGGGGGGGGUUUGUCCCUGCUCUUUGUCUGCAGGCUCACUGUCAGGGUUAAUAUGGUUUGGGGGGGGGUUUGUCCCUGCUCUUUGUCUGCAGGCUCACUGUCAGGGUUAAUAUGGUUUGGGGGGGGGGUUUGUCCCUGCUCUUUGUCUGCAGGCUCACUGUCAGGGUUAAUAUGGUUUGGGGGGGGGUUUGUCCCUGCUCUUUGUCUGCAGGCUCACUGUCAGGGUUAAUAUGGUUUGGGGGGGUUUGUCCCUGCUCUUUGUCUGCAGGCUCACUGUCAGGGUUAAUAUGAUUUGGGGGGGGGUUUGUCCCUGCUCUUUGUCUGCAGGCUCACUGUCAGGGUUAAUAUGGUUUGGGGGGGGGUUUGUCCCUGCUCUUUGUCUGCAGGCUCACUGUCAGGUGUCAAAUGAAGCCAUGAAAACACGUUGCACUAUACUAAUGAAUGUUCCUCGUCAGAUUAUUAAAGAGAUGUGUUUAUCUAUGAAAAUAUACAAUCUGAUUGUUAAUGAUCAAUAAAUGAAGUUCCUUCCUGUUUACAAACUCAA
Trematomus bernacchii (emerald rockcod) is the source of this 7836-nucleotide messenger RNA. Its product is annotated as vacuolar protein sorting-associated protein 13C-like. Gene Ontology annotation, biological process: protein retention in Golgi apparatus; protein targeting to vacuole; mitochondrion organization. Gene Ontology annotation, cellular component: extrinsic component of membrane. The record is from RefSeq and is a predicted model, not a curated record. Lineage: Eukaryota; Metazoa; Chordata; Actinopteri; Perciformes; Nototheniidae.